AAAGCAAUCGAUGCCGUAGAAUUUGCAUCGAAUCUGCCGGGCGAAAAACCCUCACUUUAAACGUUAUUACAUCAACAAUUUUCAAAAAAUCAUCAAAGAAAUUCAUUCUCUUCAAAAUCCCUUUGAUUUCCUUCCGAUGCCCAAACUUUGCGUUCCUCUCGAACUGUUCCUCUCCUUCAACUCUCUGUCUUUGUUGCUCUUCAGCUGACAAAAAGGCACAAACUUACCGUUUUGAUCUUAUAACUUCAAGUUAGACAAGUUCUGGAAAAGUGAAGCAACCAACUUGAUUUGAGGUCUGUGUGCUUGGCAUGGUUUGGUGGUUUGUCCGGAGUUGCAGUGUAACUUAGUGAGGAGAAUAAUACAAGCAUUAUGCUGUUAUGUAAAAGUUAAUCUACAUUGCGUAUUCUGUAUUUGAGUGAGGACGAGGUUGAUCAUUGGAUGAGUUAUGGAUUGCAACAAAGAUGAAGCCAUUAAAGCAAGGGAGAUUGCUGAGAAGAAGAUGGAAAGCAAAGAUUUCACGGGGGCUCGUAAGCUUGUUCUCAAGGCUCAACAGCUAAAUCCUGAUGCAGAGUAUAUUUCACAAAUGCUUAUGGUUUGUGAUGUGCAUUGUGCGGCAGAGAAGAAACUGUUAGGGAAUGAGAUGGAUUGGUAUGGCAUCCUUCAGAUUGAGCAAACGGCAAAUGAGGCGACAAUCAGGAAGCAAUACCGGAAGUAUGCUCUUUUACUUCAUCCUGAUAAAAACAAAUUUAUUGGUGCAGAAGCUGCUUUCAAGUUGGUUGGUGAAGCUCAGAGAGUGCUGUUGGACCAAGAGAAACGUCGAAUGCAUGAUAUGAGACGCAAACCAGCAAUACCAUAUCGACCUCCUCAUAGAGCUGCUUCAACCUUUAAUGUUGGGGUUCAAGCUAAUUUCAGAAGCAACUUUACAAGCUUCAUUCCUCAACAUCAGCCACCUCCUCAACCGCAAGGACACUCAGGGUUCAGUCAUAAUCGUUCAACUUUUUGGACUGUCUGUCCAUUUUGUUCAGUGAGGUACCAGUACUAUAAAGAAGUGGUCAACAGAUCACUUUGCUGUCAGAAUUGCAAGAAGCCCUUUGUUGCAUAUGACAUGGAAGUACAUGGGCCUCACUCUCAACCUAUGUCUAACUUGAACCAGACAUCAUUUUUCCAGCAGCAGAAUUCCUUUAAUCACAGGGCUGAGAUGGGACGCCCGGGAAACUCUCAGUCUGAGAAGCGUCGGAGGAAAUGCAACACCCCAGCUGCUGCUUCAGAAAAGUUCUAUGGUAAGAAGAAGCAGACUUCUGAAUCCAGUGAGAGUUGUGAUACUGGAAGCAGCUUCGAUACAGAUGAAAAUGUUACUGAUGAUGAUAGCAGAAAGGAUGUUGGACGCUCUGGAGACCACCAUCCACGAAGAUCUAGUCGACGCAGGCAGAAGAUUUCUUACAAUGAGAAUGUAAGUGAUGAUGACAAUGUUGACUUUGUGGUCACUCCCAAAAAAUCAAAGAGAAGAAGAUCAUCCGUCAUUUCAGAUGACGAUAUUGAAGAAGUAUAUGUAGAUGACGCGUCCAAAAUCAAUAAACAACAUGGAUCUGUUGCUGUGGAUGAUGAUCAGAAGGAAACAAAUAAGCCUGAAAAUCAUUCCUCUGGAGAGGAUUUAUCACGGAGAAGGAAGAGAAGUAAGAAGGCGAGCCAUAAAGAAACACCGGAUAAAGAUGUUUCUCAGGGAAGCAUGGAGUCAGCUGGUGAUCCCGAGUCUAAUUUGCUUUCAUGUUCUGAUCCCGAUUUCAAUGAUUUUGAUAAACUGCGGAACCGAGAAUGUUUUGCUCUCGGGCAGAUCUGGGCUUUGUAUGAUGAUAUUGAUACUAUGCCUAGAUUCUAUGCUUGGAUCAAAAAAGUGUUUCCUUCUGGAUUCAAAGUUCAAGUCACUUGGCUAGAGCCAGAAGCAGCCGAUGAUGGGCGAAGAAAAUGUGUUGAUAAAGAAAUGCCAGUUUCUUGUGGUGAUUUUGUUUUUGGAGCAACUGAAACCAUGACGGAUUGUGAUUCGAUGUUUUCUCAUGCUGUCUCUUUUGACAAAGGCUGCCAUAAAGACAGUUUCAAAAUUUAUCCAAGGAAAGGGGAAAUUUGGGCUCUCUUCAAGAAUUGGGAUAAGAACCAUGACUGCGAUCCCAGUAGCCAAUAUGAGUAUGAGUUUGUUGAGACGUUGUCAGAAUUUACUGAUGAAGCUGGUAUUGAUGUUGCACUCUUAGCUAAAGUGAAAGGCUUUUCGAGUCUCUUUUGUCGAAUGGUCAAGGAAGGAGGAAAAUCGUUUCAAGUCCCUGCGACUGAAUUGUUCAGAUUUUCACACCGGGUUCCUUCAUUUCCACUCACUGGUGAUGAAAGAGAGGGUGUUCCAAAAGGUUCUUUUGAACUUGAUCCAGCUGCUCUUCCCCCCAAUGUUCCAGAGAUCGACCUCCCCGAACAUACAAAAGCGGUGGCUUCUGAUACUGGUCGAAGCACAUUGCCUAUGAUGGGUUCUAAUGGAGAUGCAGCCGACCAUGAAGCUGCUGCUGAUAUUAACAUUGAUCUCCAGUCUGAGAGCGAUGAUGGUAUUGCACCUGUAGCUUCGCCGAGUGAGGCCUAUGAAAUUCCAGAUCCUGAAUUUCACAACUUUGAUCUUGAGAAAUCUUUUGACAAGUUUAGGAUUGGUCAGGUCUGGGCACUGUACAGUGACGAGGAUGCCUUGCCAAGGUACUAUGGUCUGAUCAAGAAAAUAACUCGUGAACCAGGGUUCGAAGUGAAGUUGACUUGGCUGGUGUCCUCUACACUGCCAGGCAACACAAUCAAAUGGCACGAUAAAUAUAUGCCAAUUUCUUGUGGGAGAUUUACAACUCAAAGGAGGACUCCUAUGCACUGUUGCACUUCCACUCGCUCCUUUUCACAUCUGCUUAAAACUGAUCCUGCUCCUAAUAACGGGUUCUCCAUCACUCCUAGAAUUGGUGAGGUUUGGGCAUUAUACAAGAACUGGACUCCUGAAAUCCGAUGUUCGGAUUUGGAAAAAUGUCAAUAUGAUAUAGCAGAAGUCAUUGACGAUGACAAUUUGCAAAAAGAAGUUAUGUUCUUGAAACGCGUUGAUGGUCAUAACUCAGUCUUCAAGGCUCAAACCAAAAAUGAUGGUUCCACACUCACUAUGGUAAUUCCCGGGGCCGAGUUUCUACGAUUCUCCCAUCAGAUACCUGCUUUUCGGUUGACAGAGGAGCGGGGUGGUAGCUUGAGAGGCUGUUUGGAACUUGAUCCCGCUGCUUUACCGGUAUAUUAUUUUUCUUGACUAGAUUAGGCAGGAUGAUAAACACCAUAGGCAGUGAUGCCACUGUAUACCUCUGUAUCUAAUAGCCCCGACCGAGCCUUUAUGCGGAAAAACUGAACCCUUUUUUGGAGAAGCCUUGGCAAACCACAGCUUGUUUUGAUCUACACCGGAACCCAGUUUUUUAUGUUAUACUUUCACUUUCCAAGGUGAAAAAGUUCAAAAGGUUUGCUUGGAUUUUGAUCUGACUGGCUUUGGGAGAAAAGAGAGGUUUCUCACUCAUAACAUUGGGUUUGUGCAAAAGUUUUCAAUUAUCAUUGUGAAUUAAUCACCCUUAAUUUUGUUUUGUAGCUGUGACUCAUUUGCCAAGGUGAUGAAUUUCUUCACUUAUCAAAAAGAAAUGUUCAAAUUUUCUGUUCAAGUU
Molecule: messenger RNA, 3701 nt
Organism: Benincasa hispida (wax gourd)
Lineage: Eukaryota; Viridiplantae; Streptophyta; Magnoliopsida; Cucurbitales; Cucurbitaceae
Source: RefSeq, a predicted model, not a curated record